Messenger RNA from Episyrphus balteatus (marmalade hoverfly), 4485 nucleotides. Its product is annotated as protein sidekick-like. The record is from RefSeq and is a predicted model, not a curated record. Gene Ontology annotation, biological process: synapse organization. NCBI's taxonomy places the organism in Eukaryota, Metazoa, Arthropoda, Insecta, Diptera, Syrphidae. The transcript has 9 exons. Gene Ontology annotation, cellular component: neuron projection membrane. The coding region runs from base 2069 to 3217 and encodes 382 amino acids.
UUAUUAUUGAAUCAGCUUCAAAACGCCUUGAACGUGAAUAUCCGUAUUCUCGUGUAUCGUCGUCGUCGCAUGCUAUACCUAUCGCUCGGACUGUAUUUCAUUGGUUUUUUUUCUCGUUCAUCUCAUUACGUUGGAUGUUCGUUCGGCUAAAGCAAGGACCUUGUUUUUCACCUGCUUCGAUAAGUGAGUUAGUUUCGCGGAUGUCAAUUAUAUUCGUUUUCUUUUGAUCAAUAAAAUAAAUUUCACAGAAAAGAAAAAAAAAAAAAACGGUUCGGGAUUUUAAUCAACGUCAAAGGAAAAGCUUUGUAAAUAAAAAAAUUUAACAAAAAAAAAAAAGGAGAAAAUACAAAACUUUGGUAUGUCCUUGCAAAAUUUCAAUCAGAAACGUGACUGCGAAAAAAAAAAUAGCAACCAAAUUAUAAGUGAUAAGUUUCCUGUUUUUCCUCAUUUUCUUUAAUUCUUCCUCUUGUUGGUUUUAGUCGUCGUGUUGUUCGUUCCACUAACCCAGAGUUCUGUUACGUUGCGUAACUGUAAUAGCAGUUCACGGAAAACAAAAUACAAACAAAAAAAAACUCCUUCGUGCCAUCGUGAGUCCUUCCGGAUAGAAGGAUAAAGCACAGUAGUUGUGUCUUCCUCAUUCCGUGUAUUAUUUUUUUGUUGUUGUUUUUGUCUGUUAUCCUUUUCAAUAACAAAGCAAAUAGAAGUUCAUUAAGUCAAACUUCCUCUUAACGUUAAGUCUGCACGGGUUAUAUGUUCGUAUAGGAACAAUGACACAGUGAUUACGUAGUAUAAUGGAUGCGAUAAGUGCUUCUUAACAUAGAAUAAUAAUUAUAAUUGUGCAUGUGCAUCUCUAAUCUUGUCCUGGAAUAAAUAUACAACCAACCGGAAGAGAUCCUGUUUUUUUCACACGAGAGAAUAAAUAAACGAAAAACAAAAAAGAAAAACUCCCUUAGAGUACUUGGUAUUGGGACAGAGUCAUCAUCAUCACACAAUCUUCUCUCAUUCUAUGUUCGGUCACCCUGAUGAUGCCAAUGAGUCUAUGUAAACAUAAAGCUCUUGGGUUAAGUUUUUUCAAUUAACGAGAAAGCCGUGUUUUAUGAGCUUAUACACAAAAAAAAAGUGUUAAGAAUUACAAAAAAAAUACAAACAAAACAAACAAAAAAAAAAAAAAAAAAAAAUUGAAAAAUUGUAAACAAGGUUGUUUGAGAGCAUCCUUUGGUUGUUUUGUGCUUAAUGCUGUUUGUUGAAUCCUUUUGUCUAUUUGUGCUAAAAUUUCACCCACAAAACCCAUUUCACGUGACGAAUAAGUAGUUAGUGUGUAGUUGAGAGUAAGUGAGCAAAUAAAAGCACUGUUUUUUUUUUGUUUUUUGUUUUGUGUUACAGUUGAAUUGUAAACAAGCAAGUUGGAAAAAAAAAUAUUAGUGAAAAUGCAUGUGAGAAAUGUCAAACAAACAAUUGACAGUCAAAGUGGAAAAAUGAUGAUUAACAACGUCGUCAGUCGUCCUCGGCAUCGUCCUCGCUUUGCUGUUUUGUAAACACAUUUUUAUUGUUGUGCGUUUUUGUUUUUGAUUUUUUUUUUUUCUGUUUCUCUGUAAGUGAAUAUUGAAACUUUAAUAAAUGAGUUUUAUAUUACUCAACAAUUAAGGAUACUUAAAAAAGGAUAAACACAAAGCGAAUGGAAAUUUUUGUACACAAAAUAUUCCAUUGAACCGUAGAGAAACUUCUCCGAAAACAACCACACAGACACAAAAGAAGCAGCACACAAAAUACUCUCUCAGAUAAAUAACCGCAAGAAAUACAACACAACAAAAAUUAAGAUAACUAAUCGCACCAUCUCAAUUACAACAACAAUAACAGAAUAACAGCAAUAUAGCAACGGCAAAAAGCGAAUUAAAAUAAAAUAAAAAAAAAAAAAAAGAACAACUUACAGCAGAGCAUCACCAUCAAGCAAAAGCAAGGACUUCUUCUUCGGCGAUCUCCGCAAAUUAUUCAACUUGACGACGAAGAAUGUAGAAAAAAUGUAAAAGUUACGUGAAAUUCCAAUUUGCAGUUAAAUUUGAGUGUAGUUAUGGUGAAGGAUAUAACCAGGAUAUUUCUUGAGAGUUUUCUCAUUUUUGUGAUAUCUUUAAACGAUAUGACAAAUGGUGGUGUCCAAGGUCCAAUUGAUGGCUACAAUUCAUUAGCUGAACUAACAACACCUCAACCAGUCAGCUAUACAAAUCCAAAAUGGGUCGAACCAUAUUUUGAUGCAGCAACAUUAAAAAACGUUACCGCUUUGGUUGGAAAAUCUGCAUAUUUAAGCUGUCGAGUUCGGAAUCUCGGCAACAAAACAGUAUCCUGGAUACGACAUAGGGAUAUACACAUCCUUACAGUUGGAGCAUACACAUACACAUCAGACCAGCGAUUUCAAGCCACUUAUCACAAGGAGACAGAAGACUGGACAUUACAAAUUAAAUGGGCCCAAAAACGUGACGGCGGAAUGUACGAGUGCCAAAUUUCCACCCAACCUGUGCGGAGCUAUUUUGUUCGCCUAAAUGUUGUCGUGCCAACAGCCACAAUACUUGGAGGACCCGACCUUCAUGUAGACAAAGGCAGUACAAUAAAUUUAACGUGUACAGUUAAAUAUAGCCCGGAACCACCUGCGUACAUUUUCUGGUACCACCACGAAGAGGACUCGAGGCAAAAAAUGGUUGACUUUGUUCAGAAAACUGCUGAAAAUAAAGGACAUGACCAAAAAAGAGGGGAUACAGUAGGCGUAAAGGUAAUUAAUUAUGAUUCAUCGAGAGGUGGCGUUUCGGUAAUUACCGAAAAGGGCGAUGUCACAACAUCCUUUCUACUGAUACAAAAUGCAGAUCUGCCUGACUCUGGGAAGUACUCUUGUGCGCCAUCGAAUGCAGAUGUCGCAAGUGUUCGGGUGCAUGUACUAAAUGUCCGGGCCAUUAUUUCAGGUGAACAUCCCGAGGCUAUGCAAACAGGCACAUCAGGCUGUCAAUACAGUUGGCUGCAUAUCUGCCUCCUGCUAUGCAUCCUUUUCUAUUGCAACAAACAGAUCCUAAAAUUAAAUUACCUGUCAUCAACAUCGCACUUGAAUCGAUGCAAUCGCAGCCAUAGUAUCAGUAGAAGCAAUAACAGCAAUAGUUCCAGUUGCAAUGGCGGCAGUAGAAAAGUCUACUACAACCAGGAUAGUACCACUUCAGCUAAAAUCGAUGUCAGAUGAUAUAUGGACAAUGAAGAAACACCAUUAUUGACAACAACAACAACAACGAGUGGUAAUAAAUGAUGGUGUUGGUGAAAAUGGUAACAGUCAUCCAAAUCCAAUUUAUACUAUGCAUUAAACAAACACUCUCUUAAAUCAAACAAACACACACAGACACAAACAAACACACCUACACAAAUUAUAGUAGAUAUAAAAAUUAUGUCCUUAAAACAACAACCGACAAAAAAAAAGUAUUUUUCAAGUGUACAGUAAUAAUAUUACUAUUAUAGAAUUAAUCAAUUAAGAGCUAGCAGAAUGUACUUAUGUGUACGUUACGUAUAAUAUAUGUAUGUGUAGAUUUAUUUAUUUGAAAACAAACAAAAAAAAAAAUAUUUUUUAUUGAUAUAAAAUAAAUAUAGAAUUAAAUUUAAUAAAAAUGCAAAUAAAGUUUCCAGUGCAUGUUGUAAGGGAAAGCAGCAAACGAGUUGCUAGCAAAGGGACAGUAGGUAAUUGAAAUUAAUUUAAUAACACCAGGAGAGGAGGCAAUGUAUUUGUAUGUGUGUGUAAAUUCAAUUUUUAUUUUAAGUUUUAAUUUAAUACGAUAAAACUGUUAUUUAAUUUUGUAAAUACAUUAAUUCGAAAGUUAAAAGUGAGGUUUGCAAUAAAUGUGGUUUAGGAGUACACAAAUAAAUAUAUUUGAUUAUAUAUUUGUAAUAAGGACUCUUUUGUGUGGUUCGUAUUCUAUCUGUUCUUUAUUUGGCUUAAGGGUAUUAAUAAGAAAAGUUCGUUAAAUUAAGUUCCAACAAACUGGCACCACACUAUAGCUGUAGGAGUAAUAAUUUAAUUUCAGUUUGUGAUGGCACACAGGUUCAUACAAGGAAUUGUACCUAGUUGUUCUAUUUUAAAGUAAAAAAAAAAUAAGGCAUGUGUGUGCACCCGGUAAAAGUUCUGCUUCCACCCUGCUAGAAGUUAUGAGUCCCCAACAACCUUGCACGAAUGUGUUUUUGAAGGUACUUUUAUGAAUUGGAAAUGAGAGUUCAAAAUACUCGUACUACUAAUACAAGUGUAAUUUUUUAGUCAAUCCGUCCUCCUGGCAGUCACUCUGAUAUCUAAUUAAAAACAUCUAGAUUACAAAAAUUUCGCCUGGAGUAAGGAUCAUAGAUUUCAAUCAAAUCGAGGGUAAAAAGAGAAGAAGAAAUCAUUGGGCUGGAAAUCAAUAUUGAAGUAAAAAAGCUUCGAAAGGGCAACAAUCACAUCGCAAGCCAAGCAAAGCAUUGAAACUCGCCCAC